GGAGUUCUCAUCUUCCCUUCCCAAGCUCUGGGCUUCCAAGAAAGAAGCAGCCUGAAAUGCAUGGAGAAGUGCAUGGGCUGCUGAAUUUCAGAUGCUCCCUUUGGCCUUUUGUCUCUUAUGGACAAGAGGAAUGACUCUCCAGGCUGAGUGCUGAUUACUGGAACCAAGAAGAGGCUUCUAAACAAGGAAAAGGAAGAUGCUGUAUGCUCAGAUCCUUGCCCUGGCAGUAGCUGUGGUGCAGUACAGAGCUGUGGCCAUUCAUGAAGCAUGUAGGAUGGCAGAGGUGGCUGAUGUUUUAUUCCUCGUGGGACAAUCCCAGGGCUCAGGACAAGAGAGGUCUCAGCUGCUGAAGGAGUUCCUCAGCAGCGUGGUUCGUUCCUUUGAGAACGCAGCGGUGGGCGCAGGAGGCAUCCGGCUGGCCCUGGCUGUCUACGAGGAGAAACCAAGGAUGAGCAUUGACCUCACAGAUUAUGUGACCACUGAAGAAAUGUUGGUGGCAAUUCAGGAUCUCUCCUUCAAAGGCAGCAUCUUAAAGACAGGGUCAGCCCUGGCGUUUGCAGCCCAUGCCAUGUCUCGUCUGGACAUGCUGAGAGAGGAUGCAGCAAAGGUAGUUGUUUUGAUCACAGAUGGGAAAUCCAAGGACUCAGUUGAAGAUGAAGCCCAGGUCCUGCAGGAUAAGGGAGUGACAGUGUUUGCUGUAGGAGUUAAGGAUGCUGACAAGAAUGAACUGAACAAAAUAGCUUCAGAGCCCACUGCAGAGCAUCUGCUUUACGUCGAUGAUUUCCACCUGCUCCACAAGGUAGCCUCCAAGCUCUCUCGAAGGCUCUGCUUCUCUGCCUCCGAGCCGCCACGGCCCAGCAAGCAGACUCUGCAAGCUGAGAAGAUCAUCAGGCCCUGGGAUUUGUAUGUCAGUGAGCAAAGCCACAGCUCACUGAGAGUCACCUGGAUGCCAGCCUCAGGGAGGGUGACAGGCUACCAUGUCCACCUCCAUCCUUUGCUGCCUUCAGGGCUGCCAGCUUCAGAGGACCAGCGGCAGGUGGUGGUGGAUGGUAACAAAAGCACCGUGCUGGUGACUGAUCUGAAACCCAACACCAAGUAUGUCUUCAAAGUGAGGGCCAUCUAUGGAGAUACCCUUGGGGAAUCAGCAGCUGUCAAGGGGAAAACAACACCUCUGCCUCCAGUCACUAAUUUCCGUGUGAUAGAAGAAGGAAUUUUUAGCUUGAAGGUGGCUUGGACACCUCCACUGGGCAAGCUGGAGGGCUACAAGAUCUACAUCCCCAGAGCCAACAGACCAGGAACGACCUACGAGCAGAUUCUGCCAGGUGAAGUCUCUUCCCAUGUGCUGAAUGACUUGCAAGAGGACAGAGAAUACAGCAUCAGCAUCUAUGCAGUGUACCCUCAGGGGCCAAGCCAGCCUGUGGCUGCUGUGGGGAGAACAUUGAAGCUCCUGCCUGUGAAAAGCAUCCUGCUGCAGAACCAAACCACUGACACACUCCAGGCAAGGUGGAGCCCUGUCCAGGGAGCAACAGGCUACAGACUCACUUGGACAUCAGCAGCUGGAGAGGGAAGCAUCCAGGAUGUGAAUCUCAGCAACACCUACAGCUACUACAUGAUCCAGGGGCUGCAGCCUGGCACUGAGUACACUGUCACCAUCAACCCUGUCUUUGGGGAUGUGGAGGGGCCAGUGGUGAGCAGGAAAGCAGCAACAGUGGCAUCAAGCACUGUCCAGAUGCUGAAAGUGAGUGAGAUAUCCAUCAACAGAGCUCUGGUUUCCUGGGACUCAGUUGCUGGGGCCACGGGCUACCGAGUGGCUUGGGGUCCUACACCAGAGUUCCUCGGCAGGGACCGUCCUCGGCAGGUGGCCCUCAACAAGUCAGCCACAGCCUACCAGCUGCGCAGCCUGGCCCCCGACACCGACUAUGUGAUUUCCCUCUCCGUGCUCUUCGGCUGGGCGCAGGGACCGGGGGUCACCGCCUCGGCCCGGACGCUUCCCCUUGGCUACGUCCCCAAUUUCAAGGUGGUGUCCUUCACCAGCACAAGCUUGUCUCUGACAUGGAGUCCCAUGGCAGCUGCCACCAGAUUCAAAGUCACCUGGAGCCCAGUGAGAGCAGGCAAAGGCAAGCAGCUUGCCAAGACUCAGUACCUGGGCAGCAGAGUGUUGGCUUACCAGAUCGAGCCCUUGCUGCCCAACACCCUGUACCAAGUCAGCAUUCAGGCUGUCUUCAGCAAGACCGAGGGGCCCGAGGUGACUCUGACUCACCACACAGCAGGACCUCACAGAGAGUUACCAGCAACUCCAGUGACUUCUGCAGAACUGGGCAUGAUGAGAUCCCCAUCCAUAUCUCCUAGCAGUGUGCAAACCACUCUUCUUCCACCAGCCACCACCACAGCACUACCACCAAGCCCAGAGACCUCACUAUUGACCACUGCAGCAUCUACGUUGCCAUCGACAACCCUUCCUGGGCCAAUCUGUGGCAAGCUCAAAGCAGAUGUUGGCUUCCUGGUGGAUGAGUCCUCAAGUAUUGGCCAGAGCAAUUUCAACAAAGUGAAGGAUUUCCUCUUCUGGGUUGUUUCCUACUUUCCAAAGAUUGGGCCUGAAGGGACACAGGUUGCUGUUGCUCAGUACAGUGAGGAUCCCAGGGCAGCUUUCUACUUCAACCAGUACCGUGACCGCAGCAGUGCCCUGAGAGCCAUCAAGGGGCUGAGCUACGCUGGAGGCAACACGAAAACAGGUCAUGGCAUAACCUACAUGCUGCAGGAGUUAUUCCAGUCCUCCAGAGGGAUGAGACCAGAUUUCCCUCACCUGCUGGUGCUUCUGACCGACAGGCAGCCCCAGGAUGCUGUGUUGCCACCAGCCAGAGCAGCCUAUGCUUUAGGGAUCCGUGUCAUUGUCGUGGGUGUCUCAGGAGCUGACCCUGCUGAACUCAACAGCAUCUUGCUGCAGCAGAGCCUCCAGAAUGCUUUCUACGUCAGCACAUUCGAUGACUUCCCUCAGAUCCUCCAGGAGCUGAUUGAAGCUAUUUGCUCUGACCUUCAGCCUUCAGACAGACAGAUGCCAGCUAAGGGGACCUUCAUGGGCUCAACACUUCACAAGGGCUAUGACCCACAGAGCUUCCCUACAAAGGGAGAGAAAGGAGAGCAGGGCUACCCAGGACCAGCUGGGCCAAAAGGAGACAGAGGUGAACCAGGCUAUGUCCUGGGAGGAGUGGAAGUGAUUCCUGGCCAAACUGGUCAGCCUGGCACCCCUGGGCAGAAAGGGCAGCCAGGAGAACCUGGAGUAGGAGGACCACCAGGUUUACCAGGGCCACAGGGACCACCAGGAACCUCCAUCAAGGGUGAGCCAGGGGAUUCAGGCAUCAGGGGACCUCGUGGGAGGAAUGGCCUCAAGGGUGACAAAGGAGGGAUGGGAGAGCAGGGGAAACCUGGCUUGCCAGGCCCAGCAGGGCUAGAUGGUAUUCCUGGAGUGCCUGGAGCAAGAGGAGAAAAGGGACUCCCAGGACCUCCAGGGCAGAAGGGAGACCAAGUUUUGGGACCUCCAGGAGAGAAAGGUCUUAGGGGAGAUACUGGGCCAACUGGUGCCCUGGGACCACGAGGAGACAAAGGAAUGCAAGGGGACAAAGGAGAGAAGGGAAGCCCAGGGUUUGGAAUUCCUGGCCAGCCUGGGCUGAAAGGAGAUCCUGGAGACAGGGGAAACGUAGGUUUGUCUGGAAAACCAGGUCUGAAGGGAGACAGAGGUCUGAAGGGAGAGAAGGGUGAGCCAGGACCACCUGGGGAACCAGGCAAGACUGGACUAAGAGGUAAAGAUGGGGAAGAUGGAGUCCCUGGAGCACCAGGGGAGAGAGGAAUCAGGGGUCCCCCUGGGCUCCCAGGCCGGCCUGGAGAGCAAGGGAUAAAAGGCGAUACAGGACAACCAGGAAAGGAUGGAGAUCGUGGGAUGGAUGGCAUGAAAGGUGAAAGAGGUCCUCCAGGCCCAAAGGGAGAACCUGGUCCACCAGGCAAAGGAGUGGAAAUGAAGGACCUGGAGAGGCUUUUUGAAGCAAAUGGUAUCAAGCUGGCACUGCUGAAGGACCUCUGCAAUGCACUCCAGGAUGGGCUGGAUGGGCUGAUGGAUCAGCUUGGUGGCUCCAGGACUAGCAUGAUCUCCAAAGCAAAGCAAGAAGCUCAGCAUGCCACUGAGCACAGUGACUCCCUGGUGUCUGUCACCACUCACGAUGGCCUGGCCAGCACUCGGGUGGCAGAAGCAGCACAGAGCCUGGAGCUGGAGGCUCAGUUUCGAGUGACAGUGCCUGGAGAACUCCUCAAGGGUUCACCUUCUGGUGGCUCUGGACCUGAGCCCCAGACCCCAGGACACCCUCCUGAGCCUGUGGAGGAAUCACCUGAGGAAAGAAAGGAGGAGAGAGACUCCUGGAGGCCAAACACUUCUCUCAGCAGUGCCUUGUCUGUGCUCCCAACACACCCAGAAGAUGAUCUGCAAGGAAACCAGUCCAUGGAGCUCCUCGAGUCCUUGGAGGAGACAGUGGAAGGGCAGCCACAGCAGGACACUGUUCAGGAAAACCUGAAUUCAGAUGAUGGCUCUGCACUCCCAAUGCAUGUUAGAGCAAGGAGAUCAUCUGAGCAUGAGAAACACAUGGUUUAUCUCCCUGGUGCCCUAGGAGCAAGGAAAUCCCUGUCUGGAUCCACAGGAGGAAUGGGAGCUCCAGGAAUUCGUGGAGACAAAGGAGAAAAGGGCCAGCCUGGGGAGAUAGGAGAACCUGGAGAGAAGGGCACCAAAGGGGACAGAGGUGGAAAGGGUCAAAAGGGAGAACCAGGAAUUGGGUUAAGAGGUCCUGUGGGUCAAGCUGGAUCACCUGGACUUAAAGGUGAGCCAGGGGCCCCAGGACCUCCAGGAGCUGAGGGCAUCCAAGGCAUUCAUGGCAGUGCUGGCACCCCUGGGUCACAGGGGGACAGAGGACCUCCAGGUGUGCCUGGGGUGCCAGGACAGAAGGGGGAGCGUGGCAAGAGAGGUAGGAAUGGAUUUGCUGGGCCCAGGGGACCAUCAGGAGCCCCAGGAAAAGAGGGGCUUCCUGGGACACCUGGACCCAAAGGCAACAAGGGAGAAAUUGGUGUUGGAACAGCUGGCCCAAGAGGUCCUCAUGGACUGCCUGGUCCUCGGGGUGAUGAGGGCAUCGAGGGACUCCGGGGCCCUGCUGGCAUGGUGGGUCCAAAAGGCUUCCCAGGUGUGAAAGGAGAAAGAGGUGAUCGAGGACUUCUGGGACCCAAGGGAGAAAGAGGCGAGCCAAUGACUGGUUUUGGACCCCAGGGUUAUAAAGGCAGUAAAGGAGAUCCUGGUGAACAGGGCCUGCCAGGUUUUGAUGGAGACAAAGGUGAGAAGGGAGAGGAUGGACCUGUAGGAGAAAAGGGAGCCAAAGGUGAAAGUGGUUCCAAGGGAGGGAUGGGGCUCUUUGGAACAAGAGGACCUGUGGGACAGAAGGGGGACCCAGGAGAACCAGGCUGGCCAGGCUCUGCUGGUGCAGCAGGUCUCAAUGGGAGAGAUGGAAGCAAGGGAGCCAAAGGUGACAGAGGUCUUCAAGGACAGAAGGGGAAGCAGGGAGGAAAAGGUGACCCUGGGACCAGUGGUGAUACUGGGCAGAAAGGAGCAAAGGGCUUCCGAGGGCUUCCAGGGCUCGUUGGCACAUCUGGAGCCAAAGGGAGCAAGGGAGAAACUGGCAGUCCUGGACAACCAGGGAUCCCAGGAUCAGAUGGACCAGAGGGACCGAAGGGCGAGCAGGGAGCCUCAGGGACCGACGGUGCCUGGGGGAUGCCUGGGGAGAAAGGAGCAAAGGGGGCCAAGGGAGUUCCUGGCUUGGGAGGCUUCAAAGGACAAAUGGGGUGGCCUGGGAAGACUGGAGCUGCUGGACCAGAUGGACCUCCAGGGCCACAAGGUGAACCAGGGCCACAGGGUCCACGAGGCAAAAGAGGGAGAGCUCAGAUCUGUCUCAGAGGUCCCCCGGGUAUGGAUGGGCAAAAAGGAGAACUGGGUGAAAAUGGUCCAGCUGGCCAGAAAGGAGAAAAAGGAGAUCCUGGUCUUUCUGAGGAAGAGGUGAAGGAGGUGGUCAGGAGUGAAAUGAGAGGCAGCUGUGGUCUGGAGGCAGCAGAAAUCAACAGGCAGCUGCAAGGGUAUUUUCAACCUGGAGAACACACCAGAAGGGGUGGUGAAAGCCAGGAAGAAAUGCUCCACAAUGCUCACAGCAUGGCCACGUUGAUGACUUCGGUGAAGCCCCUCAUGGAGCCACCUCCACCUAUUGCAGCAGCUCCCCGGGCGCAGCCGAGGAUGGGUCUGCCUCAGCACAGGAGGCAAGAAGCCUACAGUCAAUUACCAGGUCCCUGCCUGCAGCCCAUGGAUGAGGGCUCCUGCCACCACUACACCCUGCUCUGGUACUAUCAUCCAAAGGCCAACACCUGCAGACCCUUCAUCUUUGGGGGGUGCCAAGGGAACAGCAACCGCUUCAAAACCAAGUGGAAGUGUGAGCAGAGGUGCAAGCCCUCAGCAGUCAGAAGAAGAUGAUCCACUGGAACUUCACUGGCUCAGAAAGGACACAGAGAAGCAAGAAGUGCCUUCAGGACACUUCAGAGGCUGGGCAGACAAGAUAAACCUUUUAAUGUGAAGAGAGGUGAAAGGCAAAUCAAGACAAGGCAUUGGAAAACUGAUUAUGAGCUGGAAAUGAAGUGGGAUGAGGAAGGGGAAGCCUCUGAUUGCUCAGGGAAGUGGAGGUGUCCAGAGGCUUGUGACUGUACCACUUGACCCCUAGGACUGGUGUGCAGAAGCAGGUGACACAUCCCCCUGACUUAUGGCUGUACAAUAAAGGUCUGCUCAUGUUGC
Messenger RNA from Pogoniulus pusillus (Red-fronted tinkerbird), 6859 nucleotides. Its product is annotated as collagen alpha-1(VII) chain-like. Gene Ontology annotation, molecular function: serine-type endopeptidase inhibitor activity; protein binding. Lineage: Eukaryota; Metazoa; Chordata; Aves; Piciformes; Lybiidae. The record is from RefSeq and is a predicted model, not a curated record. The coding region runs from base 197 to 6544 and encodes 2115 amino acids. The transcript is spliced from 73 exons.